AUGCCCGAUGGAGGACGGGGGAGCGGCGGGGUGGUUGAAGUCUUCGGGGCGGUGCUCACCCUCCUGUCCGUGGCCUCCAUCCUCUUCACCUUCCCCCUCUCAGCCUGGAUGUGUGCUAAGUCUUUAACUUUACUAAAAGUCAAUGGUUUGUGUCAAGUCAUUAAGGAGUAUGAGAGAGCCGUCAUCUUCAGACUGGGACGUGUUGUUAAAGGACGGGCCAAAGGACCCGGGCUCUUCUGGUUCAUCCCCUGGCUGGACGCCAUUGAGAAAGUGGACUUAUGGGCCGUCGCCUUCAACAUGGGGCCACAAGAGGUUCUGAACGUAGACAGGGUCCCAUUAAAGGUGGAUGCCGUUGUGUUUUACCGAGUGGUGGACCCCUCGCUCUGGGUGACCCGUGUUAGAAAUGGCUACCAGGCCACACACUCUGGCCCAGGCGACCUUGAGGGCCACGCUGGGCACACACACUCUGACAGACAUACUGUCACAGAGGUCAAGCAUCACAAAGAGAAUGGAAGAGGUGCUGUACUCUGUACAUCCAGACUGUGGGGCGUUCAGGUGCAGCGGGUGGAGCUGAAAGACUUGAGGCUUCCCAUCACCCUACAGCGCUGCAUGGCUUCAGAGGCCGAGGCCAUUAGGAAGGCCAGGGCCAUGAUGAUUCUUGCUGAAGGAGAAGCGAAGGCAUCUCGAGCUUUAAAGGAGGCGGCGUCCGGCCUCCCCCCUGUAGCCUCCGACUUCAGAUACCUGCAGUCUUUACCCUCCGUGCAGAGCAGCACCAACAUCGUGGUCUGCGCUCUCCCCACAGAGCUCCUCCACAUGUUCCUCUCCCAUCAGCCGCAGUGCUGCAGAUUCUCUGAAGGGAAGUAA
This is a messenger RNA of Eleginops maclovinus (Patagonian blennie), 864 nucleotides long. RefSeq lists its product as uncharacterized. Bases 1 to 864 code for a protein of 287 amino acids. Gene Ontology annotation, cellular component: plasma membrane. NCBI's taxonomy places the organism in Eukaryota, Metazoa, Chordata, Actinopteri, Perciformes, Eleginopidae. The record is from RefSeq and is a predicted model, not a curated record. The transcript is spliced from 7 exons.